Molecule: messenger RNA, 4073 nt
Organism: Triplophysa rosa
Lineage: Eukaryota; Metazoa; Chordata; Actinopteri; Cypriniformes; Nemacheilidae
Gene: stx1a
Product: syntaxin 1A (brain)
Exons: 9
Coding region: 1164-1946 (260 amino acids)
Biological process (GO): synaptic vesicle fusion to presynaptic active zone membrane; exocytosis; intracellular protein transport
Cellular component (GO): endomembrane system; presynaptic active zone membrane; synaptic vesicle
Molecular function (GO): SNARE binding; SNAP receptor activity
Source: RefSeq, a predicted model, not a curated record
AGUUAAUGCCAAAUACAAUUGUUCAUGUUAGUUCAUGGUGCAUGUUCAAUGUUUUUAAAAAUAUUAGUAAAUACUGAAAAUAAAGAUUAACAAAUGCAGACAUGUAAUCUAAUGCUUAACUAAUGUUAACAAAUGCAACGGUGUAAAGUGUUAAAAAUAUAUUAGUAUUCUAUUGCAAUUCCAUCAGUAAAGCAUAUGACAGAUCUAUGAGUUUGAAAUGCACAUUAAAAUUGUAUUCAUAUAAUGAGAUGAAACGUCUUAUUAUGGCUUAAAUAGUUUCAUAAUAAUGAGAUGGGUCCAUAGUUUUGUAAAGUCUAGUUAACUGAGGUUGUGCAGGGCAAAUAGGGCACCCCUCUGUUAUAAAUCGUUUUAAUUACUUUAUGACUAACAUAACAUCAUUUUAAUGUCAAAUUCUUAAAUGUAAAUCUAAGAGACAGUUUAAUGCAGCUCACAGGCCAUGAAUCCAUGAAUGGUAUAUCUGCAAGGUAUCAUCUUAAUUUAGCAUUUACAUUUUGCCAGAGAUCUCAACGUCAGAAAUGAAAUAACUAUCUAAACGCAGUUUGUCCCUUCACGCGUCCCGUAGUUCGGUUGUUUUAACUUUGUUUAUUAGUUAGCAGAAUGUUUUCAUUUUUUAUUUACAUGGAUGGAUUUAACAGUGUUUGCGUAUUAUUUACAAGAACCGCUUAUGGCCACAGAACGGGAAAUAUUAGAAAUAAACUCUAUAUUACCUGUUUUUAUUCAGAGAUGUCUGCAGAACACAACACUUUUCAUAACACGUUUUUUGUAAAAGCAAAGAAAGUGUAACAACAACAACAGCUAGUAGACUCUACUGCAUCUACCUGUCGAUGAACCGAUCUGUCGUCUUCAGUGAGCGGACACAGACUGUGAGGAGCGAGCGUCAAAUGGAUAACGCGGAGUGGAAUCAUAUAGCGGUGUAUUCAGAGAACGUUUUUCGCGGGGAUGUGAAUCCUCUCUACUCUACUUCGGCUACCAAAGGGCGCCAGCUUGUGAGGGCAAAUGGGCAGCGGCUCAAGCCACAGUGCCACCCAGUGAACGCGUUCCGGCUCCCGUCGGUCCGCGAGUUUCAAAGAAGAAAUAAAACCGGAGGGUGGCGGCCUGGCGGGAGAUGGUGACAGGGGAACGCUCCAGAGGAGAACACUCACAUGCCUGUUCAUAUUGACAUGGAUGAGUUCUUUGAACAGGUGGAAGAGAUUCAAGGAUUCAUCAACUCACUGGCUGAGAAAGUAGAAGAAAUCAAGAGAAAACACAGCACCAUUCUGGCAUCUCCAACUCCAGACGAGAAAACAAAAGCUGAACUAGAGGAGCUGAUGACAGACAUCAAGACGCUGGCUAAUAAAGUACACUUCAAGUUAAAGAAUAUGCAGCAGAGCGUAGAGCAGGAGGAGACCGUGAAUGUGAGGAUACGUGAAACACAGCACUCCAUCCUGUCACGGAAAUUUGUUGAAGUGAUGUGCGAGUACAAUGCCACGCAGUCAGACUACAGGGAGCGCUGUAAAGGACGGAUCCAGAGACAGCUGGAGAUCACGGGACGAAAUACGAGUGAUGUGGAGCUGGAGAGCAUGUUGGAAAGAGACAAUCCAUCCGUCUUCACGUCAGGGGUCAUCAUAGAGUCCAGUGUGACUGAAGAGGCUGUGAAGGAGAUGAAGAUGAGACACAGUGAAAUUAUCCGGCUGGAGAAAAGCCUGCGAGAGCUGCACGACAUGUUCAUGGACAUGAUGAUGCUGGUGGAGAGUCAGGGCGAGUUAAUGAAUAAUAUAGAGAAGAAUGUAUGCAGUGCUCAGGAUUAUGUGUUGAAGGCCAAAGAAGAAACCAAAGCAGCUGUGAAAAUGAAGAAGACAAACAGGAUGGUGAGAAACACCACAGCCAAUCCACUCAACUCUUCUUUUUUCCUUUUUCUGCUGCUUUCCAUCUCCCAUUGGAGAUGAUAGAUAGAGUAUGUGGAGCACUCAGUGGAUUACGUUUGGAAGGCAGUUUCAGGCAUGAAGAAAGCCAAUGACUGAAUCACUGCCGGCUGUCUACUCUGCAUGUGUCAUGUUGAUGUCAAUGAGCAGGCAAAACAGCAGAUCUAAACGCAGGAAAACUUUACUAAAUGACAUAGAAAACCCUACAACGACACGGAAGGAAACCACACAUAACACCUACAACAACUAACAGCACACAAGUGAAACACAAGUACAAUAUACUGUAUAUACACAGGGGAGAUUAGCGUAACAAGAUAACAAGGGGGCGUGGUAAAUGGAAACACCUGGGGAACCUAAUCAACAUCGAAAACUAUAAAAAACUACAAAGCAUGACAUAAACAGCAAAUAACUAAUAUGUCCACAAACAAGGAAUACAUAGCAGAUGGAAUACAUAACAGCAUGAGGGGUAGUCUCUUCUUUCUCAUUAUAGUGUAAUAAACCCUCUCCAGAUGAUAUUCAAGAUAUGACAUGUCUCACAGCUGCCAAGCAAUAAUAAUCUUAUUCUGUUCUUGAGUUACUGCAAGACAAACGCAAAAAAAUAAAACUAUUUGAUUCGGAAGUUUCCCUGGUGCAUGGAGGGAUAAUAUGCCAGUACUGUGUCUUCUGACAAGAACAGACAGGAAAUGAGAAUCGGGCAAAACCAACCAUAGUUUUUUUUACAUAUUUACAAGCGGGUUGGCCUCAAAAUAGCAUUUCUUCAUCCAGGCUGAGAUAUCUCAAAUGCAUUUUGGGAUGUCAACAGGCCGGAGCAACACACUAUAAAUCAAAGUUAGGUUGUUUUGAGAACAUGAGGGGGCUAAACCCUGAACCCUGAGGAACCAUUCCAAUAAUGUAAUAACAGCAAGGUCUGUAUUUUGAUAUACUGUGGGAUAAUAGAAUCUGGAGACUGUAUAUUCCUAUAAAUUAGAAAUGUCUAGAAAUGGAUGUCUGGAACUUAGACUAAGUAAAGAGGUAUAAAUGAUUGUACUAAAAGUCAUUAGUAAUAUGGCAUAAGGCAUCUUUCAUAUGCAGGAUUGAAAAGUAACAUGUUUGGAAAACAAUGCAGUUUCUGUGUAGCAUUUGCCAUCCCAUUUUUUUGUGCAAAAUACUAAAGUUACAGUAUAACAUAGAGCAGAGGUCCCCAACCACCAGGUCACAACCCAGUACCCAGAAAAAAUGUGUAUAGUAGCUGCGUAAUAGCACUAUAUUAGUUAUCGUGGGUUUUGCCCUCUAAGAGCCACAAUCCACAUUUACAUACAGUAGUAGGCGUGACUCCUACAGACAACCUCGCUUACACUUUUCUGCCAGGACUGUCUCACUUCCAGCGCGUCCGAGAUCACAGAGUUUGAACACAUUUCCAAAACACAAUCAAUCCAAGAAUUGCACAGAAAUUGCUCCAUGAAUCAUUUGCUAAUGUACGUCGCUAAUCAUAAGUGUUGCUGUAUGAAGAGGAUCGAAAUGCAAAGGGCUGAAACAUAUGUUUUUGACAUCACCCCCUCAGGCUUCUGAAAAACAAAGAUGGAAUUAUCCAGCGUAAACAUCCAUUAAAACGCUACUGUCGGACCUUAUCCACCCAAAUUCCCCAAGCCUCCACCCCCCGGUUCUCAGACAAAAUUUAAACCCAAAACAGGUCCGUGGUGUAUAAAGGGUUUUGGGGAACCCUGACAACUAAAUGAAUGCUGUGUUUUGUCAUUUUAAAAGCAUACAGAAAACAAAUAGUGUGAAUUGAACACUAUUUCUCCUCACAGAAAUUGAUGCUGAUAGGGGCUUGUGUGGCUGUUUGUCUACUCACAGUCAUCAUCGCAUUAGCCAUUGGACUGAGCUAAGCAGCAGUUCUUCUUCAGCCAUUCCAACAUAUUCAUCCACACAUGAAGAAACCAUUUACAAUAUUUCAUACAGUUUAACGUUUACAGCUUUCCUGUUUUUGCGUACUGUAUGUGAGCUAUGUGCUAUCAAAAUCAGCUUCACUUGCUUUUUCAUGUAUCCUGUGUGUUUUACAAAGCACUUUCGAUUCAGUUUGAUGUAUAUAGCGCUUUACAGUUUUCAUUGUUGCAAAGCAGAUUUACAUACAUUAUAAUUAAUAAUAACAGAUGUAAAAUCAAAUAAAGACAA